Arachis stenosperma is the source of this 8835-nucleotide messenger RNA. Its product is annotated as protein SABRE. The coding region runs from base 411 to 8303 and encodes 2630 amino acids. The record is from RefSeq and is a predicted model, not a curated record. The transcript has 23 exons. NCBI's taxonomy places the organism in Eukaryota, Viridiplantae, Streptophyta, Magnoliopsida, Fabales, Fabaceae.
UACUACCACUACACCACAACACUGCACAACCAACACAGCAUGCUUUGUUCGAUCACCGUGCACCUCGCGGAUCGGAUCUGAUCUCAGAGGCGCAAUCGAAUCCAAUCGAAUCAACCAAACCCUCCCUUGUUCCCCUAAACCCCUUGUCAACCCUACUCACUGGUUCUUCUUAACCCCCAUUCUAGGGUUCUUAACUUCUUCCAUUUCCGUUUCCUAAUUCUUAAUCUUCGAUCAAUUUUCCUUUUUUGGUUUACAAUGAAGUUUCUGUGCGGUAAGAGCGUGCUCGAGUUUCCUCUCGCUGAAUUUCGCGAGCACGAUUGAAGAAAGAAACAAAGAAGGGAAAAACUGAAAUUCGGUCGGUUUUUUUGUUUUCUUCACUGAGAGUGGUUGCUAUUCCCUGAUUCCAGAGAAUGGCAGCUUCUCCCGUCAACUUCCUCUUUGGAUUCUUGCUGCUUUCUAUUACAUUGUGGCUUCUGUUCAUAUUUGCUUCUGGGUUGUUGGCUUGGAUUUUGAGCCGGAUUUUAGGAGCAUCUGUUGGAUUUCGUGUUGGUGGUUGGAAAUGUUUAAGAGAUGUGACUGUGAAGUUUAAAAAGGGUGCUAUUGAAUCGAUAUCUGUUGGUGAAAUUAAAGUCAGCUUACGGCAGUCCCUGGUCAAACUUGGUGUCGGUUUCAUGUCUCGAGAUCCAAAGCUGCAAGUGUUAAUCUGUGAUUUAGAAGUAGUUUUGAGGCCUUCAAAUAAAAGCAUUGGGAAGAAGAAAACUCGCAAAUCCCGUGCUUCAGGCAGGGGGAAGUGGAUGAUUGUAGGAAAUAUUGCAAGAUAUUUGUCAGUUUGUGUGACUGAUCUUGUUUUGAAGACUCCAAAAGCUACUAUUGAGAUCAAGGAAUUGAAUGUGGAUAUUUCUAAAGAUGGUGGAUCCAAUUCAAAUUUGUUAGUUAGACUGCAAAUUGUACCUAUUACUGUUUACAUUGGUGAGCCAAGGGUUAGCUGUGAUCAGUUAUCUAAUUUAAGUGGUGGAGGAUGCAGUGGACAAGAAUCCAUUACUGCUAUGGAAAGGUCUACUGCUCCUUUUGUUUGUGAAAAGUUCUCUGUCUCAUGUGAAUUUGGUCAUGAUAGGGAAGUGGGCAUAAUUAUUAGGAAUCUGGACAUUUCAAGUGGUGAAGUCACCGUGAAUUUGAAUGAGGGGUUGCUUUUGAAAAACAAGAGUUCAUUAGAGUCUUCUUCGGGGUCUGAAAAAAUUAUAGGGUCAAGUGUUGAUUCUCUGAGUGCAAAAAGGACAUCAAAGCAGCAGCAAACACUUGCAGCCUUCUCCAAGUAUGGUUCGAUGUUUCCUGAGAAGGUUAGCUUCAAUCUACCUAAGCUAGAUGUGAAUUUUGUGCAUCGUGAACAUGGUCUUUCCAUGGAAAAUAACAUCAUGGGCAUCCAAUUAAACAGCACCAAAUCACGAUCUACUGAGGAUGUUGGGGAGAGUACACGCCUCGAUUUUCAAGUGGAGUUUAGUGAAAUUCAUCUCCUCAGAGAAGCUGGUUCUUCCGUCCUACAGAUAUUAAAGUUGGAUUUGGUCUCUUUUGUGUAUAUACCAGUACAACCAAGCUCACCUGUUAGAGCUGAGACUGAAAUCAAGCUUGGAGGAACUCAGUGCAAUAUAAUAAUAAGCAGGUUAAAGCCUUGGUUGCUUGCCCAAUCUGGCCAAUCAUCUAAGAAGAAAAAGAUGGUACUUCGUGAAGAAUCUUCCGUUGUAAAACAUCAAUCAAGUGAUAUCAAGAUCAUCAUGUGGACAUGCAAUGUCUCGGCUCCUGAGAUGACAAUAGUUCUUUUCAAUAUGGUUGGCUCUCCAGUGUAUCAUGGUUGUUCUCAAUCAUCACAUCUGUUUGCAAAUAAUGUUUCUAGUAUGGGGACCGCAGUACAUGUUGAACUUGGUGAGCUAAAUCUUCACUUGGCUGAUGAAUAUCAAGAAUGCUUGAAAGAAAGUGUUUUUGGCGUGGAAUCAAACUCUGGCUCCAUUAUGCACAUUGCCAAGGUUAGUUUCGAUUGGGGGCAAAAGGAUGUUGAAUCCUCUGAAGAAGAUGGUCCCGGUUGUAAGCUAGGUUUAUCAGUUGAUGUGACUGGCAUGGGAGUUUUUCUAACAUUCAAGCGUGUAGAAUCACUUGUAUCAACAGCUAUAUCCUUUCAAGCGCUACUGAAAAGCUUAUCUGCUUCAAAGAGAAAAUCGACUCAGAGCCAAGGGCGUUUGACAAAACCUUCAGGGAAGGGAACUCAGUUAUUGAAGUUUAAUCUUGAAAGGUGUUCGGUAUAUUUAUGGGGUGAGACAUCCUUGGAAAAUACUAUUAUUCCAGACCCCAAGCGAGUUAAUUAUGGUUCACAGGGUGGUAGAGUUGUAAUAAAUGUGUCAGCAGAUGGUACCCCACGCAAUGCAAACAUAAUGUCCACUAUUUCCCACGAAUACCAGAAGCUGAAGUACUCCUUGUCUCUUGAAAUCUUCCAAUUUAAUUUGUCUAUGAACAAAGAGAAACUGUCCACACAGAUGGAACUUGAACGAGCCCAAUCUAUCUAUCAGGAGUAUAUGGAGGAAAAUAGGCCAGUAACAAAGGUGGCAUUGUUUGAUAUGCAAAAUGCUAAAUUUGUACAGCGAUCAGGCGGUCUUAAAGAAAUUGCUGUCUGUUCCCUUUUCAGCGCUACUGAAAUCAGUGUAAGGUGGGAACCUGAUGCACAUCUAUCGCUAAUUGAAUUUGUUCUGCAGUUGAAGUUACUGGUACACAAUAGGAAGCUUCAAGAGCGUGAUAAUGAACACAUAGGCGAUAUGUCUCACAUACAAGAUGCUAAUAGGAAAAAUGAAGGUACCAUUGAAUCAGGGCACCAUGAAAAGCAGAAGAAGAAAGAGUCUAUCUUUGCUGUUGAUGUUGAACUGUUAAGUAUAUCAGCUGAUCUAGGAGAUGGAGUUGAAGCUACGCUUCAGGUACAAUCAAUUUUCUCUGAGAAUGCUCGCAUAGGUGUGCUCCUUGAAGGACUCAUGCUUAGUUUCAAUGGGGCGAGAAUAUGCAAGAGUAGUCGGAUGCAAAUUUCGCGAAUUCCUAGUGUCACAUCUAGUGCAUCUGAUGUAAAAGGACAUGUAGUCACAACAUGGGAUUGGGUAAUCCAAGGUCUUGAUGUUCACAUUUGCAUGCCAUACAGAUUGCAAUUGCGUGCCAUUGAUGAUGUCAUUGAGGAUAUGUUACGAGGAUUGAAACUCAUAAUUGCUGCCAAAACUAACAUGAUUUUUCCUGUGAAGAGAGAGAGCUUGAAAGUUAAGAAACCUAGUUCGGUACAGUUUGGAUGCAUAAAAUUUUGCUUACGCAAAUUAACUGUUGAUAUUGAAGAGGAGCCACUGCAGGGAUGGCUUGAUGAACACUAUCAGUUGCUUAAGAAGGAGGUUGGUGAGUUGACUGUCCGGUUGAACUUUCUAGAUGAAUUUGCAUUGAAGGCGAAACAAGGUCCAAAAUCUACUGACACCAACAAUUCUCAUGAUAGAAAAAUCUAUUUUAAUGAUGAUGAGAUUGAUAUGAAAGAUUCUGCUACUAUUGAAUCCAUGAGAGAAGAAAUUUACAAACGAUCAUUCCGAUCAUAUUACCGAGCAUGCCAGAAUCUAGUGUUACCUGAAGGUUCAGGUGCUUGUGCAGAGGGUUUCCAAGCUGGUUUCAAGCCCAGUUCUUCAAGAACUUCUCUUCUUUCAAUAACUGCAUUAGACUUAGAUGUUAGCUUGAAAAAAAUUGAUGGUGGAGAUGCUGGAAUGGUUGAGGUUCUGAAGGAGCUCGAUCCUGUUUGCCUUGAGAAUGAUAUUCCAUUUUCCCGAUUGUAUGGAGCAAAAAUUCUCUUAAAUACGGGGUCUUUGGUAGUCCAGCUUCGGAAUUACACAUUUCCACUUUUCUCUGGAAGUUCUGGUAAAUGUGAAGGCCGUGUUGUGUUGGCUCAGCAGGCAACAAGCUUUCAGCCUCAAAUAUAUCAAGAAGUUUAUGUUGGGAGAUGGAGAAAGGUCCAGAUGCUUCGGUCGGCUAGUGGUACUACGCCACCAAUGAAGACAUAUUCAGACUUGCCAAUACAUUUUCAAAAAGGUGAGGUGUCAUAUGGGGUUGGUUAUGAACCAGGUUUUGCUGAUGUUAGUUAUGCUUUCACUGUGGCCCUUCGGAGGGCUAAUCUAAGUGUGAGGAAUCCUGGUCCACUUAUUUUGCCGCCAAAGAAGGAGCGGAGUUUGCCUUGGUGGGAUGACAUGAGAAAUUACAUCCAUGGAAAAGUUUCCUUACUGUUCUCUGAAUCCAGAUGGAAUAUUUUGGCUACUACAGAUCCUUAUGAAAAGGUUGACAAGCUUCAAAUUGUGACUAGCUCUAUGGAAAUUCACCAGUCUGAUGGCCGUGUUUUUGUUUAUGCUGAAGAUUUUAAGUUUCUAUUGAGUAGUUUGGAAAGUUUGGCAAACAGACGCGGUUUCAAAAUUCCAACAGGUGUCUCUGGUGCAUUUCUAGAAGCCCCGGUCUUUACUCUUGAGGUUACAAUGGACUGGGAUUGUGAAUCUGGAGAUCCCAUGAAUCAUUAUUUAUUUGCGCUUCCAGUUGAGGGCAAACCUCGUGACAAAGUGUUUGAUCCCUUCAGAUCCACUUCUCUUUCCCUGCGAUGGAACUUCUGUCUAAGACCUUUUCCUCCAUCAGGAAAACUGUGCACUUCUUCCAUUGCCAGGGGCAAUGUUGAACAAGAUCCUACAGUCUAUGAUCCUUCUCACAUAACCCAGAAUGUUUCACCUGCUUCCCCAACGUUUAACUUUGGUGCUCAUGAUCUAGCAUGGAUUCUAAGAUUCUGGAGCUUGAACUACAAUCCUCCACAUAAACUGCGAACUUUCUCUCGUUGGCCUCGUUUUGGUAUUCCAAGAAUUCCCCGAUCAGGAAAUCUUUCUCUAGAUAAAGUGAUGACUGAAUUUAUGAUGCGGCUAGAUGCCACACCAGCCUGUAUAAAGAACAUGCCUUUACAUGAUGAUGACCCAGCCAAAGGGCUGACUUUCACAAUGACAAAGCUGAAAUAUGAGCUAUGUUAUAGUAGGGGAAAGCAAAAGUAUACUUUUGAAAGCAAGCGUGACAUUCUCGAUCUUGUUUACCAAGGUCUUGACCUACAUAUGCCCAAGGCUUUCCUUAAUAAAGAAGAGACUGCUACUGUUGCCAAAGUGGUUAACAUGAUAAGGAAAAGUUCACAAUCUGUACCCAUGGACAAAUUAUCCAGUGAAAAAGGUCACGCAACAGAGAAAAACCGUGAUGAUGGGUUUCUAUUGUCAUCUGAUUACUUUACUAUUAGAAGACAAUCUCCAAAGGCUGAUCCUGUUAGGUUACUAGCAUGGCAGGAAGCAGGAAGAAGAAAUGUUGAGAUGACAUAUGUACGGUCCGAGUUUGAGAAUGGGAGUGAAACAGAUGAACACAUGCGGUCUGAUCCCAGUGAUGACGAUGGUUACAAUGUGGUGAUAGCUGACAAUUGUCAGCGUGUGUUUGUCUAUGGUCUGAAGCUUCUUUGGACUAUUGAAAACAGAGAUGCUGUCUGGGCCUGGGUUGGAGGUCUCUCCAAAGCAUUUGAAUCACCCAAGCCUUCUCCUUCUCGACAGUAUGCUCAGAGAAAAUUUGUUGAGGGAAACAAACAGUGUAAUGGAGCUGGUACCCGUCAAGAUAAUGUUUCCAGGUGUUCUCCUGCUGUUAAUAUUUCCAAUUCUCCUUCUCAGCAAGCAGGCACUUCUGUGUCACCAUCGUCUCCAUCAAAUACAGUUAAGGGGGACAACUUCCGCUCUGCUAUAAACGAUAGCAAAGAUGAUUCAGAGGGAAAGCGACACUUUAUGGUGAAUGUUAUUGAGCCGCAGUUUAAUCUGCAUUCAGAGGAUGCCAAUGGUAGAUUUUUGCUUGCUGCUGUAAGUGGUCGUGUUUUAGCCCGGUCAUUUCAUUCUGUCCUUCAUGUUGGUUAUGAGAUGAUUGAGCAAGCACUUGGUACCAAAGAUGUGCAUAUUAGUGAAUACGAACCUGAAAUGACAUGGAAACGAAUGGAGUUCUCUGUUAUGUUGGAGCAUGUGCAGGCUCAUGUGGCACCAACAGAUGUCGAUCCAGGAGCUGGAUUGCAAUGGCUUCCAAAAAUUAGUAGAAGUUCUCCGAAAGUGAUGCGUACAGGUGCUCUUCUUGAGAGAGUUUUUAUGCCUUGUGAUAUGUAUUUUAGAUACACAAGGCACAAAGGGGGCACUCCAGAACUGAAGGUGAAGCCGUUGAAGGAGCUCAUAUUCAAUUCUCAUAAUAUAACAGCAACAAUGACAUCCCGUCAAUUUCAGGUCAUGCUGGACGUCUUGACCAAUCUUCUCUUUGCACGCCUUCCAAAGCCUCGGAAAAGUAGUCUGUCCUUUCCUGCUGAAGAUGAUGAAGAUAUUGAAGAGGAAGCAGAUGAAGUAGUUCCUGAUGGUGUUGAAGAGGUGGAACUUGCAAAAGUCAACCUUGAACAAAAAGAGAGAGAACAAAAGUUGCUUCUUGAUGAUAUUAGAAAAUUGUCUGCUUGGUGUGACACCCCUGGAUCUCCAUGUCCGGAAAAGGAAAGUGACUUGUGGAUGAUAACUGGUGGAAAAUCUGUGCUGGUGCAAGGACUGAAGAGAGAACUUUUAAGUGCACAAAAAUCCAGAAGGGAUGCAUCUGCAUCGCUAAGGAUGGCACUACAAAAAGCUGCACAGCUGCGGCUAAUGGAGAAGGAGAAGAACAAAAGUCCUUCCUAUGCUAUGCGCAUAUCUUUGCAAAUUAACAAAGUUGUUUGGAGCAUGCUUGUCGAUGGUAAAUCAUUUGCUGAAGCAGAGAUUAAUGACAUGAUUUAUGACUUUGACCGGGAUUACAAGGAUGUUGGUGUUGCUCAGUUUACAACAAAAUAUUUUGUUGUCAGAAACUGCCUACCCAAUGCCAAGUCCGAUAUGCUUUUGUCAGCAUGGAAUCCUCCGUCUGAAUGGGUAAAAAAAGUGAUGCUUCGAGUGGAUGCAAAACAGGGAGCUCCAAGAGAUGGAAAUUCUCCCCUUGAACUUUUUCAGGUAGAGAUUUAUCCCCUUAAGAUCCAUUUAACAGAAACCAUGUACAGAAUGAUGUGGGAGUAUUUCUUCCCAGAAGAAGAACAAGACUCUCAACGCCGACAGGAGGUUUGGAAGGUUUCAACCACCGCUGGUGCAAAGCGUGUAAAGAAAAGUUCAUCACUCAAUGAAGUUUCUGCUUCAAGCAGUAACACAACAAAAGAGUCUGAGGCUUCAUCGAAAUCUGGCAUCUCUGCGAUGCUAUUUUCUUCAAGUCAGCCGGCUGAUUCUGCUCAAGCCUCCAAGGUGUCAAAUGUCAAAGCAAACCCCAGUACUGGUACUGAUCCCGAGUUGAGAAGAACUUCCUCGUUUGACAGAACUUGGGAAGAGACUGUGGCAGAAUCUGUAGCUAAUGAACUUGUCUUACAAAGCUUCUCUUCCUCAAAAAAUGUCCCAUUUGGUUCUACUGAGCAACAGGAUGAUGGCUCCAAGAAUAAAUCAAAAGAUUCCAAAGGUUUCAAAGCUGGUCGCUCAUCUCAUGAAGAAAAAAAGUUGGCCAAGUCACAUGAAGAAAAGAGAUCUAGGCCACGAAAGAUGAUGGAGUUUCACAACAUCAAAAUCAGCCAGGUUGAGUUAUUGGUUACAUAUGAAGGACAGAGAUUUGUUGUAAAUGAUUUGAAAUUGCUGAUGGACCAAUUUCACCGGGUUGAGUUUACUGGGACUUGGCGAAGACUUUUCUCACGAGUUAAGAAGCACAUCAUCUGGGGAGUCCUAAAAUCUGUGACGGGAAUGCAGGGUAAGAAAUUUAAUAACAAAGGUCAGAGUCAGCCCACUGGAGCUGGUGUUCCAGAGAUUGACCUUAACUUUAGUGACAAUGAAGGCCAGGCAGGAAAAUCUGAUCAGUAUCCACCAUCUUGGCCAAAGCGUCCAAGUGAUGGUGCUGGUGAUGGUUUUGUAACAUCCAUUAGAGGACUGUUCAACACUCAACGCCGCAGGGCAAAGGCAUUUGUGCUCCGAACAAUGAGGGGUGCAGAAGACAAUGAUUUUCAAGGGGAUUGGAGUGAAAGUGAUGUUGAGUUCUCUCCUUUUGCCAGGCAGCUGACAAUUACGAAAGCUAAAAAGCUUAUUAGGCGGCACACAAAGAAGUUCCGCUCCAGAGGACAGAAAGGCUCAUCCUCACAACAAAGAGAAUCGCUACCAUCAUCUCCAAGAGAGACAACCCCAUUUGAUAGUGAUUCUUCAAGCGGAUCCUCACCAUAUGAAGAUUUUCAUGAGUAGAAAUGGUUUCAGUAAUUCCUUUACUUAUCAGUUGUGUGCCACAUAAAGUACUCUCUCUGGCAGCUGACCUUUUCUCUGUUGAGAAAGAACUCGAUGGAAGAAACUUAAAGAGAUACAUGAGCAGAGAGGUCAGGCGUAAACUGGAAAGAAAACAGGGGACUCGAGAUAUUUUGGCAAUGCUAUGUUGAUUGAUUGAUACUCAAAUGUGUAUACUCACCAAUGUUGAUUAUAGUCAAAUGUGUAUGCUCACUGGCAACCCAAGAGAUCAGUGUGAUUUAGGGCCUUGCUUUCAUCCCCUAUCUUCCCAUUUUCUGUUACCAUCAACCACAGAUUUCCAUUCCUCCAGAUCUCCAGUAACGGACAUCUACCAGGUCAUCCUUGUGUUGUAUAUUCUUGUAGCCACAGAUCAAUGUGCAUUUUUGGGCUCCUAAAUGUAUUAGAUAGAAAAUUAGGACCCUAAAGGUUGACAUGAUUUUGUACAGACAUUUGAUUAUAUUUUGAAAAAUAGAAUAAAAGCAAUAUUCUCUCUUAA